CAUUUUGUUUGUAUCGUUGUACAUAUUCAUCGUGUGCGUGUUGUUACUUUCGACAUUGUCGAAUACCAACUAUCGCGCCUCCGUUAACAAAAAAAAAAGUACAAUACAUGGUCGAGCGAGGAAAAUGUUUCAUGAGUUCAGUUUCAAUAAACCGUCGAAAGUUGCUGGACGAACUCGAGCACCGCCGAGCACGAUCAAGUGAAAAACAAAGAAAUUACAAAACACAACUCUCACACUGUGAAGCACAGCACCGAAAAAUAAGCGUUUUAUUCGUUUUAAUCUCGUUUGCCAAACCACUUUAAAUUCGAUCAUCCGACACAAUAUAUUACAGCAAACAGCAAAAAAGAUCCAAACAACGCUGGUUCAAUUCAACACAAAGACAUUUCUGGAAUGUGCGAUCAAAAUGAAAAUCAUUAAAUCAACUGAUUUGCUUUCAAAAACAAUUUAGAGAAACCAAGCAAAAGUGUGUGAAAGAGAGUCGAUCAAAUCUUAUAAAAAACAAUAUUACAAUUGUGAAGACCAGUUUUAAUUUUUUGGUUUUGUUUUCAAAUUCAUUUUGUGUAAAAGUCGAUUGAUAUCAAUUUUUAAGUCUCGAAUAAGCCCGUCCGCCAUUCAAAAGGCAUUCAUCGCACAAAACGAGUAAAAUUGGAAUAUUGUUUGUGGGUGUGUUGUCAAAAAAAAAUUCAAAAUUUAUUCGCCAACGCCAUUUGACGCCGCUAAGGCGUUAAAGCUCGAAGAGGAUUUCAACGGUGGAUGCAUGACAAUGUCCAUGUAUCCAUCGCCUGACAAAAUGAAAAUGAGUACAAGUGGCUGCUUUCCCGGCCGAUACAGUCCGUCAUAUCGAGCACCCGAUCAAAUGCGACGAUGCAUGGGCAAUCCAUCGAAUCGUCUUUUAGAAGAUGCAUCGAUCAUGUGCAACACAUGGUCAUCACGAAAUGGCGACAUUUUCUCGGGAUUGAAUGAUGGAAUUUUAAGCAGAGCCGAAGCACUUGCAGAUAUAGGUAAACAUCAGAGUAGCCAUGCGCAAAUGUCAUCACAAUUAAAGCACGAUGUCAUGUAUCAUCACAGCAUGGGCGGACCACCACAACGACCGUUACAGAUGCAUCACACAAUGGACGGUCUUGAAAUGCUCGAUCCGGCCAGUUCAAUGACAACACUUACACCAAUGUCCGAAACACCGUCAAUCACAUCGCCGCACCAUCAAUUGCACGGAUCGUAUCAUGGUAUGAAUCACAUGAUGAGCCAUCAUCACGGUGGUCCGUUGGGUGGCCACGCGCCCGGUAUGAAUCAUUAUGGUCAUCAUGGACAUCCGAGCUCACAUCCCGCAAUGGCUGCCGCUGUCGCAGCAGCCGGCCUACAUCCAGACACCGACACCGAUCCUAGGGAAUUAGAGGCAUUUGCCGAACGUUUCAAACAAAGGCGAAUCAAAUUAGCAGGUGUCACACAAGCCGACGUAGGAAAAGCAUUAGCCAAUUUGAAACUCCCGGGUGUCGGAGCUUUAUCGCAAAGUACCAUUUGUAGGUUCGAAAGUUUAACAUUAUCCCAUAACAAUAUGAUUGCACUGAAACCGAUACUGCAAGCGUGGCUUGAGGAGGCCGAAGCACAAGCGAAAAAUAAGCGACGUGAUCCGGAUGCACCAAGUGUCUUACCUGCUGGAGAAAAGAAAAGCCUUUUCCAAAGACGCAGAACGUCGAUUGCUGCACCAGAGAAGCGCUCUCUCGAAGCCUACUUUGCCGUCCAACCUCGACCGUCUGGUGAAAAAAUUGCUGCAAUCGCCGAAAAGUUGGAUCUUAAAAAGAAUGUGGUACGCGUUUGGUUUUGUAAUCAACGUCAAAAACAAAAGCGAAUGAAAUUUGCCGCACAACACUGACCAACAAACUCUCAAAAUGGUAGCAACAAUAACAAUAGCAACAACAACAGUCAAAAUGUGGCAUCCGUUGCUGCGAUUGCACGACAACUCAGUAUCGGCAUGAAUCCAACGAUGUCAAACGGCGGCGGCAACAACCUCAACAACAACAUCAACACAAGCAACAGCAACAACAAUACCAACACGAACAUCAACUGCAACAUCGGUUCAAAUGCAAUUAACAGCUUGCUGAAUGUAAAUGGAACGCAUCUGAAUAACGGCCACAUAACAAACACUGGAUUUGGCUACGCAGUUUAAAUUUCUAUGUUUUUUCUCAACUUUUAUUUCGUAAAAAUCAAGAAGAAAAUAUUUGGACAAAAAAAGUAUCAACGAUUCGAUGGGAAAUCCGAAAAGCCAAGUUACGCCGUGCAUCUUCCGUUCAAUUCACAUCCUCGAAGUCCGGUCCGCCAAAACUCAGGUUGAUUGUAUGUUCAUUGAAAACUUCUUUUUUUUUCUCUUUUCGUUUUCAAUAGUCACAGAUCUCUACCAAAUAAGCAAAAGCACUCAAAGAUGCUCGAUAUGUGUGACUUUUCAUUUCGAAUUUUCCACCGAAGAGUCAUUCUACAAUGUGACAUUCUAUAUUUAUAGACACACAAAAAAGUUCGUCUAAGUAGAUUAAGAUUAUUUCAAUAGAUGGCGCUAUGUUCCGACGAACACUGUGUUGUAAGUCAUUUGUAAAUUUACACUGAAUUUUCGUAGUAAAUUUACAAAAUGUGUCAAAAUGAAAGUCACAAUAUCAUUUUGUAAAAAUACUACGAAAAGU
Molecule: messenger RNA, 2669 nt
Organism: Contarinia nasturtii (swede midge)
Lineage: Eukaryota; Metazoa; Arthropoda; Insecta; Diptera; Cecidomyiidae
Gene: acj6
Product: inhibitory POU protein
Exons: 8
Coding region: 758-1870 (370 amino acids)
Biological process (GO): regulation of transcription by RNA polymerase II
Molecular function (GO): DNA-binding transcription factor activity, RNA polymerase II-specific; RNA polymerase II cis-regulatory region sequence-specific DNA binding
Source: RefSeq, a predicted model, not a curated record